Messenger RNA from Ilex paraguariensis (yerba mate), 219 nucleotides. Lineage: Eukaryota; Viridiplantae; Streptophyta; Magnoliopsida; Aquifoliales; Aquifoliaceae. The record is from the annotation of a GenBank genome assembly.
GAACUGGCACUCAAAUUGGAACUGCAUGAUGACGAAGCCAAGCAAAAAGUGGUUAGGACAGUCUCUGUCCUCUCAGGGGUUGAUACGAUUGGCAUGGACAACGAGGAGAAGAAAUUGAAAGCAACAGGAGACAUUGAUCAUGAAUAUUCUCCUCCAAUGCUAACAAAUUAUGCUAGAGUUGUUGCAAUCAAUCCAACAACCCAAUGUGUUAUUUGCUAA